This is a messenger RNA of Dioscorea cayenensis subsp. rotundata (Guinea yam), 1809 nucleotides long. Its product is annotated as carboxyl-terminal-processing peptidase 2, chloroplastic. Gene Ontology annotation, biological process: proteolysis. The transcript is spliced from 13 exons. Gene Ontology annotation, molecular function: serine-type peptidase activity; endopeptidase activity; protein binding. NCBI's taxonomy places the organism in Eukaryota, Viridiplantae, Streptophyta, Magnoliopsida, Dioscoreales, Dioscoreaceae. Bases 19 to 1632 code for a protein of 537 amino acids. The record is from RefSeq and is a predicted model, not a curated record.
UUAUUGAAUUCUAUAGAGAUGGAGUUCACUACUCGCUUCUCUUCGUUUCCUCCUCUCGCCCUCUCGAGCUCCAGCAAUGGAAACCCUAGAAUCAUCGUCUCCAUCCGAUCUCAAAUGCAUCCUAAGGUUGCAUGGAAAUGGAAGGUCUCCGUGAGCACUGUAGAUCGAUCCUUUAAUGGAAGAACACUGUGCUGUAAGCUCAGUGACGGUGUUGAAAGCCUUUCAACGAGGUCUUCCCUGUUGCGGCCUCGAUGGGCUCUUUGGAGUUUAUCGUUUCGAUAUUAUUCAUCGAUUUUCAGCAAUAGUAAUCAAAUUCUCAGGAGAUGCAGAUUAAGCAUCCACAAGUUUGUAAAAUGGCAUGAGAAACUAGGGAAGAACAUCUCUGUUGUAGCUCUUCGGUUGGCUCUGGGCAUGGUACUUGUUGUUUCGUUGUCUCUAGCUGUCAAUCAGAGCCCUUCCUGGUCUCUUACUGAAGAAAAUCUCCUAUUUCUGGAGGCGUGGAAGAUGGUUGAUCGUGCAUAUUAUGAUAAGACCUUCAAUGGGCAAAGCUGGUUUCGCUAUAGGGAAAAUGCUCUCCGGAAUGAACCGAUGAAUACAAGGGAAGAGACAUAUACAGCAAUAAGGAAGAUGCUCUCAACUCUUGAUGAUCCUUUUACUCGCUUUUUAGAACCAGAGAAAUUUAGAAGCUUGAGGUCUGGUACUCAAGGUGCACUUACGGGUGUGGGAUUGUCAAUUGGAUAUCCUACAAAGCUUGAAUCAUCUGUUGGUCUUGUUGUCAUGUCAUCAGCUUCUGGGGGCCCUGCAAACAAAGCUGGGAUUAUACCCGGAGAUAUUAUCUUGGCAAUUGACAAUAGAAGCACAGAAGAUAUGGAUAUAUAUGAUGCUGCAGAACUCUUACAGGGUCCUGAAGGAAGCUCCGUUGAUAUAUCCAUCCGCAGUGGAUCUGAAAUCAAGAAUGUAGUGUUGAGGCGAGAAAGAGUUUCUUUGAACCCCGUAAAGUCAAAAUUUUGUGAAGUUCCUGGCUCAGGAAAUGACAGCUCCAGAAUUGGGUACAUUAAACUAACAUCAUUCAACCAGAAUGCUUCAGGUGCAGUCAGGGAGGCCAUUGAGAAAUUAAGAGAAAAUAAUGUGAAAGCUUUUGUCUUAGAUCUCCGCAAUAACAGUGGUGGUCUUUUCCCAGAAGGAAUUGAGAUUGCAAAGAUUUGGCUGGAGAAAGGAGUGAUAGUUUAUAUUUGUGAUAGCCGUGGUGUUCGAGAUAUAUAUGAGGCCGAUGGAAGUAAUGUGCUAGCUGGGUCAGAACCACUGGCCGUUCUGGUAAAUAAAGGAACUGCAAGUGCUAGUGAGAUAUUAGCUGGGGCUCUAAAAGACAAUAAGAGGGCAGUGUUGUUUGGUGAACCAACCUUUGGAAAAGGAAAAAUACAGUCAGUAUUUGAGCUAUCAGAUGGAUCUGGAUUGGCCGUAACAGUGGCCCGGUAUGAAACUCCUGCUCACACUGAUAUUAAUAAGGUUGGUGUUGUUCCUGACCAUCCACUGCCAAUGUCUUUUCCAUUGGAUGAAGAUGGGUUCUGUACCUGUCUCAAGGAUCCAACCUCUCCUUGCAAUAUCAACACAACCACGCUAUUUUCCAGAUGACAUUAUUCACAGAUAUGAUUUUUGAAGCCUUUAUUUUGUUGCAUUUAUUUUAUUUUAACAUUUAACUGAAGACUCCGGAUAUGAAUUCCUCAAUUGUUUUCAUUAAAACAAUUAUAAGAUGAUUAGAAACAAAAUAUCAACAAAUGAUAAAACUUAUUUGUAAGUACAUGAUUGAUA